Trypanosoma grayi is the source of this 534-nucleotide messenger RNA. Its product is annotated as frataxin-like, mitochondrial precursor. Lineage: Eukaryota; Euglenozoa; Kinetoplastea; Trypanosomatida; Trypanosomatidae. Bases 1 to 534 code for a protein of 177 amino acids. Gene Ontology annotation, molecular function: 2 iron, 2 sulfur cluster binding; ferric iron binding; iron chaperone activity. Gene Ontology annotation, cellular component: mitochondrion. Gene Ontology annotation, biological process: iron incorporation into metallo-sulfur cluster; intracellular iron ion homeostasis. The transcript has a single exon. The record is from RefSeq and is a predicted model, not a curated record.
AUGGCAUUGCUGCAGAUGCGUCGCGUGGGUGUGGCAGCAGCAACAGCAGCGGGGCUCACGUCUGUAACCCGUGUGACUGGCUGUGGCGCCACAACGACGCCGUGGCGAUGGAUGGCCACGACGAGGGUUGCGCUCGGGGAGAAGGGCGUGCGCUACUCGGGGGGUGGAAUGGAAGGAUUCACCGACGCGACGUACAACACCGCGGCGGACGCCUUUCUGGAGCACGUCGAUAACGUUCUAGAGGAGAUUGACAGUUCCGCACUUGAGGACGUGAGUCUGUCGGGCGGCGUGUUAUCGAUCGAGACUGCGUCGAAAGGGACGUUUGUGCUCAACAAGCAGGCGCCGAAUGCUCAGCUUUGGCUCUCCUCCCCGGUGUCGGGGCCGCACCACUACGACAUGAUUCUGCCAGAGGGACGCAGCAAGGCAAUGACACCGGACGUUGUGCGGUGGCUUGCCAACAGCGAUGGGCAUUGCCUGCAGGAGAAGCUGGAGAGGGAGCUGACAGACACGCUGGGCGUGGAGGUGAAGUUGUGA